GUAUUCUUGAUUCUCUCAUUUAUAACCUAUUUUCUUGAGGUUUAAUUGGUUUACAACAACAGCCCAAGACAAAAAGAGAUGACAGAUAUUUAAUCAAUAUAUGCAGAUUGAACACAAUUAUUGGUGUUUUGCUUUAAUUUUAGUAAAUCUGUUCUUCAUUUGUAUGCUUUAGUAUAUAUCUUAUAUUCAACGUUUGAGAAAGUUUAUCUGAAAUUUGCAAGAGGAUGUAUAUAUCUGAUCAUUUAGUUUAUGGACUUAAUUUAGGGUUUUUAAUGAAUCAAUCUGUAUACAAUUGUGUUUUUUAAGGUUCUGGUCAGUAUUCUUCACUUAUUGUAAGCCAUUGACCUUUAAAAUUGAUUCUUGGUCUCUGAAUCUCCCAAGUGAGAAAGGGAUAUUCUCCAGAAACUGAUUACUGGAGUAUUCUGGGAUUUCUGUACAGUUUUCUGUCUUUUGUUUCUCUUGUCGAAAUUAAUGAAUGAUUUUGUAAUGUUUUUUGAAGUAAUCUCUAAGGCCUUAAUGAAUCUGAGUUGUCAGCUCUCCAAGGUUUUAAUUUGUUCUUUUUGCAGCUUGCACAGUAAAUCUUGUGAUUAGAUCAUUCGUCAUUUCCGAGAGUCUCUUUAAUUUGUUGUGCCUGCUAUAAUUAAGCACGAAAGCCAUCCCUUAGAGACAGAACUACCGAGGAUCUUAUAAUCAACGGUCUACAUGCAACCUUGGUGGCGCGGUUUUGGUGACAAUGGUAUGCCUACCUUCGGGCAAGAAACAAACGGGUCUAUUUCCUUUGAAACAAACGAGUCACAGGGAAAUGCCGAAGGGGGUGGUAACAAAGAAAAAGAAACGAAUUCAACUGCACAAUCUGGAUUGAAUGAAAGUAAUAGUCAAGACGAGCAGCACCUCAAACAUGCCUCUUCGAUCCCCGCUGUUAUGAGUGAGCAGCUUGGAGCGAAUUCCCAAAUGGAACUCGUGGGUCAUUCAAUUAUGUUGGCAUCAUACCCGUAUGCAGACCCGCAAUAUGGGGGAAUGUUUAGCUACUGCUCACCGGUACAAUCUCACCUGUUUGGACUUCAUCACGCUAGAAUGCCUUUGCCUCUUGAAAUGGAGGAGGAGCCUGUCUACGUCAACGCGAAACAAUAUAAUGGGAUUUUAAGGCGAAGGCGGGUUAGAGCUAAAGCAGAACUUGAAAAGAAAGCCAUCAAAGCCAGACGGCCAUAUCUUCAUGAAUCUCGCCAUCAACAUGCACUGAGGAGGGAAAGGGGGUCGGGGGGCCGAUUUCUCAAUACAAAAAAGCUAAAUGAUAUGAAUUCGAAAACAGACGAGCAUACGCAAUCUGGUGCAACUGCUACAACAAACUCGGGCCACUCAUCGGGUUCAGAGCAUUUGUGUACGAACAGCGAAGGGCAGUCUGCUGUAAAAGAAAUGUGCAGAGCAGACAGCCAUGGCUUCCCAUCGGUGCAUUUUACAGAGUCGAGCGGGAAUGAAAAGGGAAGUUUUCGUCAUGGUCAUCAAAACUGGAGCUUUAUGGGAAACCAGGCUCCUCACGGUGCGCCACCCAGCAAUUGAAAACUCGUUCCUGUGUAAUGGAGGGGUAAGACAAUCCAUCCCUUCUUACACGGGUCUGGCAAUUCAUUCUUGGCUUGUUUUACCUAUGUGGGCAAGAUGGGUAGAAACGAAUAGACUCGGGCUGUGUCGGUCAGCCAUUUGUUUCUAUUGCUUCUUCCCAGUGUUGUAGAUAUAUGCUCUGAUAUAUAGACUGAGAAGUUGUAGUGUGAUUAUUUUGUGGUUGGCUUACCACAAAAAAGAUAGUGGUGUUGAACUUAUAGACAACAAACUGUGUCAAAACUUGUGGUCUUUUGAGAUGUUGUGAAUCUUGUUUGCCAA
Messenger RNA from Ipomoea nil (Japanese morning glory), 1875 nucleotides. Its product is annotated as nuclear transcription factor Y subunit A-7-like. NCBI's taxonomy places the organism in Eukaryota, Viridiplantae, Streptophyta, Magnoliopsida, Solanales, Convolvulaceae. Bases 703 to 1557 code for a protein of 284 amino acids. Gene Ontology annotation, cellular component: CCAAT-binding factor complex. Gene Ontology annotation, molecular function: RNA polymerase II cis-regulatory region sequence-specific DNA binding; DNA-binding transcription factor activity, RNA polymerase II-specific. The transcript has 5 exons. The record is from RefSeq and is a predicted model, not a curated record. Gene Ontology annotation, biological process: regulation of transcription by RNA polymerase II.